GUUGGUCACGAGAUUGAGCCUCCAAUCACCGUGUAAAGUAAGUCUCAUCUUGUUAAACACCUUACCAAAAAGUACCACAAAAAGCUUCUCUUGCCAUCUUCACAUUUUCCCAACCAAUUACUAGCAAAUUAAAUACUACUAGAACUAGACUUAAACUUAUCACAUGAAUGCCAUUAAUAUGUUGUUACCAUGAACACAACUAUCUCUAGUUAUAGUAAACAGAACCAUAUAAGAAUGCAUAAUCCAUUUGUGGCAGAAUAGUUUGAUUGAGUUUAGUUUACUAAAAUGAAGCAUUUUAUUUUGACAUUCACCUGUAUCUGGUUGAGCCUAUGUGCUACAAAAUGUUUGUCUCAGGUGCAGCCACGGCUGCCGGAGGGACAGCAAGUACCAUGCUUCUUCAUAUUUGGCGACUCUUUGGUUGAUAAUGGAAACAACAAUGCGAUUCUAACACUCGCUAGGGCCAAUUAUAGGCCUUAUGGCAUUGACUUCCCACAAGGUCCCACCGGUCGCUUCACCAAUGGUCGAACCUAUGUUGACGCAUUAGCUCAGCUUCUGGGUUUCCGAACAUAUAUUCUUCCAUAUUCAAGAGCAAGGGGUUUGGAUCUUCUAAGAGGAGCCAAUUAUGCAUCUGGAGCUGCAGGCAUCAGACAGGAAACAGGAAGUAACCUGGGGGCACAUACAUCAAUGGAUGAGCAAGUGAGUAACUUUGGGAACACAGUGCAGGAACUGAGAAGAUUCUUUAGAGGAGACAAUGCUUCACUUAAUAGCUACUUAAACAAAUGCAUAUAUUAUUCAGGGAUGGCAAGCAAUGAUUACCUUAACAACUAUUUCAUGACUGAUUUUUAUUCAACUAACACUCAGUACACACCUCAAGCUUUUGCAUCUGUUCUUCUUCAAGACUAUGCUCGCCAACUAUCUCAAUUACAUUCAUUAGGAGCAAGAAAAGUGAUUGUUACAGCAGUUGGGCAAAUUGGGUGCAUACCAUAUGAAUUAGCACGUUUUAAUGGUAACAACAGCAGAUGCAAUGAUAAGAUCAACAAUGCCAUCUUGCAUUUUAACACAGGUCUUAAGCAGCUAGUUCAGAAUUUCAAUGGAGGACAGCUUCCUGGAGCAAAGUUUGUGUUUUUGGAUUUCUAUCAAAGCAGUGUAGAUCUAGCUGAAAAUGGAAAAUCAUAUGGGUUUGAUGUUAUAGACAAGGGAUGCUGUGGUGUUGGCAGAAACAAUGGACAAAUAACUUGUCUUCCAUUGCAACAAGCAUGUGAAAAUCGUAGCAAGUACUUAUUUUGGGAUGCUUUCCACCCUACUGAGAUGGCAAACAUCUUACUAGCAAAGGCAUCAUACACUUCACAAACAUACACUUAUCCUAUCAAUCUUCAACAAUUGGCAAUGCUUUAGAACUAUGUGUCUGGUGUUUAUGCAGUGCAAUUUCAUCAUCAAACUUAAUCACAAUAAUGUUGUCUAAUUAAGAAUGUUUUCAUGUUUCUUAAAUUUCCUUUCUACAAGUAUGGAUUGAUGUCAUUUGUGUUGUAAUAAUAACUAUGUUUCAGUCUAACUCUAAUCAUUUAUGAAUAAAUCACCAAUCUUCAAAUUUUA
Molecule: messenger RNA, 1593 nt
Organism: Trifolium pratense (red clover)
Lineage: Eukaryota; Viridiplantae; Streptophyta; Magnoliopsida; Fabales; Fabaceae
Product: GDSL esterase/lipase At1g33811
Exons: 5
Coding region: 286-1395 (369 amino acids)
Molecular function (GO): hydrolase activity, acting on ester bonds
Source: RefSeq, a predicted model, not a curated record